GCAGAGCCGCCAGCCAUGCCCGGGAUCGUGGUGUUCCGGAGGCGCUGGUCUGUGGGCAGCGAUGACCUCGUCCUGCCGGCCAUUUUCCUCUUCCUCCUGCACACCACCUGGUUUGUGAUUCUGUCUGUGGUGCUCUUUGGUCUGGUCUACAACCCGCACGAGGCCUGCUCCCUGAACCUGGUGGACCACGGCCGCGGCUACCUGGGCAUCCUUCUGAGCUGCAUGAUCGCUGAGCUGGCCAUCAUCUGGCUGAGCAUGCGUGGGGGCAUCCUCUACACAGAGCCCCGCGACUCCAUGCAGUAUGUGCUCUACGUGCGCCUGGCCAUCCUGGUGAUCGAAUUCAUCUAUGCCAUCGUGGGCAUUGUCUGGCUCACCCAGUACUACACCUCCUGCAAUGACCUCACCGCCAAGAACGUCACCCUCGGAAUGGUCGUCUGUAACUGGGUGGUCAUCCUUAGCGUCUGUAUUACCGUCCUCUGCGUCUUUGAUCCCACGGGCCGCACCUUCGUCAAGCUGAGAGCCACCAAGAGGAGACAGCGUAACCUGAGGACCUACAACCUACGGCACCGCUUAGAGGAAGGCCAGGCCACGAGCUGGUCCCGCCGACUCAAAGUCUUCCUGUGCUGCACGCGCACCAAGGACUCCCAGUCAGACGCCUACUCGGAAAUCGCCUACCUCUUCGCCGAGUUCUUCCGUGACCUGGACAUUGUGCCAUCUGACAUCAUUGCUGGCCUGGUGCUGCUCAGACAGAGGCAGCGGGCCAAACGCAACGCGGUUCUGGACGAGGCGAACAAUGACAUCUUGGCCUUCCUGUCUGGAAUACCUGUGACCAGAAAUACCAAGUACCUCGACCUCAAAAACUCGCAAGAGAUGUUCCGCUACAAGGAAGUCUGCUAUUACAUGCUCUUCGCCCUGGCUGCCUAUGGCUGGCCUAUGUACCUGAUGCGGAAGCCAGCCUGCGGCCUCUGCCAGCUGGCCCGAUCCUGCGCGUGUUGCCUGUGUCCCGCGAGGCCCCGGUUCGCCCCCGGAGUCACUAUCGAGGAGGACAACUGCUGUGGCUGCAAUGCCAUCGCUAUCCGGCGCCACUUCCUGGACGAGAACAUGACCGCUGUGGACAUCGUCUACACCUCCUGCCACGACGCGGUCUACGAAACCCCCUUCUACGUGGCAGUGGACCAUGAGAAGAAGAAGGUGGUCAUCAGCAUCCGGGGAACCCUGUCUCCUAAGGAUGCCCUGACUGAUCUCACUGGUGAUGCUGAGCGCCUCCCCGUGGAGGGGCACCACGGGACCUGGCUGGGGCACAAGGGCAUGGUCCUCUCGGCGGAGUACAUCAAGAAGAAACUGGAGCAGGAAAUGGUCCUAUCGCAGGCCUUCGGGCGGGACCUGGGCCGCGGGACCAAGCACUACGGCCUGAUUGUGGUGGGCCACUCCUUGGGCGCUGGGACAGCCGCCAUCCUUUCCUUCCUCCUACGCCCGCAAUAUCCAACCCUUAAGUGCUAUGCCUACUCACCCCCAGGGGGCCUGCUGAGUGAGGACGCAAUGGAGUACUCCAAGGAGUUUGUGACUGCCGUAGUCCUGGGCAAGGACCUUGUCCCCAGGAUUGGCCUUUCCCAGCUGGAGGGGUUCCGCAGACAGCUCCUGGACGUCCUACAGCGCAGCACCAAGCCCAAAUGGCGAAUCAUCGUGGGGGCCACCAAGUGCAUCCCCAAGUCGGAGCUACCCGAGGAAGUAGAAGUGACCACCCUGGCCAGCACACGGCUCUGGACGCACCCCAGCGACCUCACCAUCGCCCUGUCAGCCAGCACCCCUCUCUAUCCCCCCGGCCGCAUCAUCCACGUGGUCCACAAUCACCCCGCUGAGCAGUGCUGCUGCUGUGAGCAAGAGGAGCCCACCUACUUUGCCAUCUGGGGCGACAACAAGGCCUUCAAUGAGGUGACCAUUUCACCGGCCAUGCUGCAUGAGCACCUCCCCUAUGUGGUCAUGGAAGGUCUCAACAAGGUGCUGGAGAACUACAACAAGGGGAAGACGGCCCUGCUGUCUGCUGCCAAGGUCAUGGUGAGCCCCACGGAAGUGGACUUGACUCCCGAGCUCAUCUUCCAGCAACAGCCGCUGCCCACGGGGCCGCCACUGCCCGCCGGCCUGGCCCUGGAGCUCCCGCCCGCAGACCGCCGCAACAGCAGCGUCAGGAGCAAAUCACAGUCUGAGAUGAGUCUGGAGGGCUUCUCUGAGGGUCGGCUACUGUCCCCCGUGGCCGCAGCCCGCCAGGACCCAGUGGAGUUGCUGCUCCUGUCCACCCAGGAGCGGUUGGCGGCAGAGCUGCAGGCCCGACGGGCACCGCUGGCCACCAUGGAGAGCCUGUCUGACACCGAGUCCUUGUACAGCUUCGACUCACGCCGCUCGUCCGGCUUCCGUAGCAUCCGUGGCUCGCCCAGCCUGCACGCCGUCCUGGAGCGGGAUGAAGGCCACCUCUUCUACAUCGACCCCGCCAUCCCCGAGGAGAACCCGUCCCUGAGCUCACGCACCGAGCUGCUGGCCGCCGACAGCCUGUCCAAGCACUCGCAGGACACCCAGCCCCUGGAGGCAGCCCUGGGCAGUGGGGGCGCCUCACCUGAGCGGCCCCCCAGUGCUGCAGCAGCCGCCCCCAGCCAGCAAGAGGAGGGGGGUGGCAGGGUCACCCCCCAAGGGGAGCUGGCCCUGCAUAAUGGGCGCCUGGGAGACUCACCCAGCCCACAAGUGCUGGAGUUUGCGGAGUUCAUCGACAGCCUCUUCAACCUGGACAGCAAGAGCAGUUCCUUCCAGGACCUGUACUGCGUGGUGGUGCCCGAGAGCCCCACCAGCGACUAUGCCGAGGGUCCCAAGUCCCCCAGCCAGCAGGAGAUCCUGCUCCGAGCCCAGUUCGAGCCCAAUCUGGUGCCCAAGCCCCCUCGGCUCUUCGCCGGCUCAGCCGACCCUUCCUCAGGCAUCUCGCUGUCUCCCUCCUUCCCCCUCAGCUCCUCCGGUGAACUCAUGGACUUGACACCCACGGGCCUCAGCAGCCAGGAGUGCCUGGCGGUCGACACGAUCCGGACUUCCACUCCCACUGGGCCUGGGGCCAGUCCCGCCAAGCAGGAGGACCUGGUCAUCUCAGCCCGCUAG
Molecule: messenger RNA, 3135 nt
Organism: Chrysochloris asiatica (Cape golden mole)
Lineage: Eukaryota; Metazoa; Chordata; Mammalia; Afrosoricida; Chrysochloridae
Gene: DAGLA
Product: diacylglycerol lipase, alpha
Exons: 19
Coding region: 16-3135 (1039 amino acids)
Biological process (GO): lipid metabolic process
Cellular component (GO): dendrite membrane; postsynaptic membrane
Source: RefSeq, a predicted model, not a curated record